This is a messenger RNA of Neltuma alba, 630 nucleotides long. RefSeq lists its product as uncharacterized. The coding region runs from base 1 to 630 and encodes 209 amino acids. The transcript has a single exon. Gene Ontology annotation, molecular function: nucleic acid binding; zinc ion binding. The record is from RefSeq and is a predicted model, not a curated record. NCBI's taxonomy places the organism in Eukaryota, Viridiplantae, Streptophyta, Magnoliopsida, Fabales, Fabaceae.
AUGGAGAAGAUGUGGGCAAAGCAUCCUAUCAAAGUGACACCUCUGAACAAUGGAUACUUUAUCGUCUCUUUCUCCAUUCCAGAAGACAGAGACUUUGCGCUCCAAGAGGGCCCCUGGAUGAUUGCGGAUCACUAUCUACUUGUCCAGAGGUGGUGCCCGAACUUCAACCCAUGGAAGGCUGAUAACCAGAAACGCAUUGCCACUUGGAUUCGAUUCCCAGACCUCCCGGUAGAACUCUACAAUGUGGAAUCUCUUCGAAGGCUGGGUAACUUGGUCGGGAAGAUGCUCAAGAUAGAUAGGACGACGGCUUUCUCUGAAAAGGGUGGGUUUGCCAGAAUUUGCGUUGAGUUGGACUUAGAACAGCCACUGUUACCGAGUUUCGAUCACUUUGGUGAAGAGAGGAAAAUCAAGUAUGAAGGCCUUCACUUAGUGUGCUUCAAUUGCGGCACUUACGGUCACCGGAUGGAUCAUUGCACUUGGAGACGAUCGGAGAACCAGAACCAAGAAACUCCCAGCGACAAUCAGAAGCAUACAGCCGAGCAGCCUGCCGGCGAAGCGAAGCCCAAUGGGGAAACACCGCAAAUCCGGAAAAAUAAAGGCAGAUCUAAAGGAGGAGAUUACGGACCCUAA